AUGUGUUUUGAACGGACAAGGCGGCAACCGCAACCCUUUGUCCUUUUUUUCGUCUUCGUGAACCUAAAAAAUGCUGCGUUUGUUUUCGCUUGCGUGCUGCGGUUUGACGGGCACGCAUGGAAUGGAACGGUUCCUCCUGUUGGCGAGCAGCAAAUCGGGCAGGAGAUCGGCCGCGGGGGGUUCGGGGUCGUGUUUCAGGCCCUCAACACGGCUACGGGUGACUUCGUGGCGGUGAAAAGGAUGGAGAUGGACAGCGUCAAGCUUGACGCGGGUGCUUCGAUAAAGGGCGAGAUCGACCUCCUCAAAAAGCUGAACCACCCGAACAUCGUGCAGUACAUCGACACCAUCCAGACGUCGGAGCACCUGCACAUUGUGCUGGAAAUCAUGGAGAGUUCCUUGUCCGCCAUGUGCAAGAAGUUCGGAAACUUCUCCGAGUCGCUCACGGCGAUCUACAUGACCCAGGUGCUGGAGGGGCUUAAGUACCUGCACGACCAAGGGGUGCUGCACCGAGACAUCAAGGGCGCUAACAUCCUCACGACCAAACGUGGACUGGUGAAGCUGGCCGACUUCGGCGUCGCCAUGAAGCUCUCGGACAAGCAGGCGUUUGACGUGGACGUGGUGGGCACGCCUUACUGGAUGGCACCGGAGAUUAUCGAGAUGACGGGCACGACGACCGCAUGCGACGUGUGGUCUGUAGGGUGCACCAUCAUCGAGCUCCUGGAAGGGAAACCCCCCUACUUUGACCUCCCCCAGAUGACGGCCCUAUACAAGAUCGUCCAGGACGACCACCCCCCCCUGCCGGACGGCACGUCACAGGCCCUGCGGGAUUUCUUGCUGCAGUGCUUCAAGAAGCAGGCCCAGAUGCGAAAAUCGUCGGUGGAGCUGCUCAGACAUCCCUGGCUCAAGAACCCCACGAACCACCUUCGGAAGGGGGGGGCGGCGGCGGGGCAGCAGGGGCAGGGGGCGGGCGGCGCUCCUGCCCCUGCCCCCGCACCCAAGGCGAAGCCGAAGGCGUCGCCGUUGAGCAGCGGCGCGGGGGGGGCGCGGAGGGGCAACAUUCCUCCUCCUGCGGCGGCGGCGCUGGCUGCCGCCAACCGAAGGGGUGCCGCGGAGGACGGUCAAGGGUGGGACCAGGACUGGGAUCGGGAGCUCGGUUUCGUGGCGCCUUCCCUUGCGGUCGGAUCUUUGCCGGCCACCGGAAGUGGCGGGCAGCAGCAGCCGGCGGCGGCGGCGGCGGCGGAGACGGGCAUGGCACCGGCGUCGGAGGAGGCCAAGCAUAGGCUGAGGGCCCUGAAAGAGGCGGAAGAGCAAGCGCGAAACCAGCCCCUGGCGCUGAAGAAGAUGAGCCUGGACGCGAACGCGCUCGACGACUGGGCGGACGACGACGAUGACGAUGACGACGGUUUCGGCGACGGCGACGCCUUCGAUGCCUUCGACUUGGCCAUUGCCUCGGGCAACGGCAAGGCGGGGGCGGGAUGUGGUGGGUUGGCCGGAGCAGGAGCGGGGCUCGUGCGGGGUGGGGCUGCGGCGGGGGCGGGCGGGGACGGUGGGGGGGUGAUCGGCAUGGAAGCCACCGUCCUGCGGCGCUUCAUGGAGGACGAGGAGGAGGAGGAGGACGCGUUUGGUGACAUAGAUAUCGACGUGCCUGGGGACGGCCCUCUGCUACCUACGGCGAUGGGUGAGGGCGAGCGUUCGAGACCCGCUUCGUUUGCAGACAACCUCAAGGCCAAGAUGCUGAGUCACCAGGGCGGCUCGGCGGCUCCCGCAAGCGGCGUCAGCCAGGCGGCGACGGACGAGGCCUCUGGCUCCGCCGCCGGCGCUUUCGACGACUUCGAUGACCUUUUCGGUACGGGGUUCGAGGACCUCUCGGACGGGGAGGAGGGGAGCAACGGCAAGGAGGCCGAGCGAGAGAUGCACGCCAAGGUGGGACAAGAAGUCUUCGCUGAGCUUUCCAGGCUGGAGACGAGAGGCUCCGUGGCCGGCAACAACAGCGGCAACCUGCGGUCUGGCGACGGGCAGCAGAAGGGUCGGGGUGGCGGCGGAACCGCCGCCGUGAGUGGUAACGCCACCGGCGGGGUUUCCACCGGGCGUUUGCUGGGCACGGUGACGGAGGUAGAGGAAAUAGAUGAAGAGGAGGAGGUAACGAUGGAGGAGGAGGUGGUGCGGACGUGCGUUUCGGUGUGCGAGAGGCUGGAGGGGUGCCCGCAGGCGCGGCACUACGUCAUGUCGGCCGACCGGGGGGUGACCCCGCUGAUGUAUCUGAUGCAGGCGAUGAAGCCCGAGGACCGGCAGGGGGAGGAAGCCAUGGCCAACGUCCUGGCGGUCAUCAACAAGAUCGUCGAGGACAACCUGAAAGCCCUAGAGAGCCUCGCGGUCGUGGGGCUGGUGCCGAAGGUCAUGACGAUCCUCGAAACCAGGGGGGCAUGGGACGAGGAGGGAGCAGAGGGGAAAACGGCUGCGGAAGCACCAGCAGGGAGCGGGUUGUGUUUACCGCAGGGGGGCGAAGAGGACAGCUCGAAGAAGACGGACAAUGGCCAGAAACCACCACCAAGACGACGCGGAAGCGGCUACAGCAGCAUCGGUAGCGGCAACCGACCGAAGGACACGUUCUCGCGAUUCCUGGGGCACUCGAUGAUCGCAACGUCCUCCUCCCCCUCCUCCUCUGAGCGGAUCUCCGCCGGUCUGCAACAGACUAGCGGUGGGUGUUUGCUGGAGAGGGAGGUGAGCAGCAUGGCGAUUGUGGUGGGCACGACCGGGGCGGCGGCGGCGGCCGCGGCAGGGGGGGGGGGCGGAGGGGGCGAUAUGUUUUGGCCAUACGUGACCAGGGCAGCGGAGAUCCUGACGACCUUCAGCAAGAGCGACGGCGUCGUGAAGGAAGGGGUGGCGGAAGAGCAUUGCUUGCAAGGGGUCAUGCGGGCGCUGUCGAGCAUCUGCCCGGCCUACCUUGGGUUGCCAAGGUUCUGCAGCCUGGCUGUGACUCUCCUCACUGUCCUCAAGAACCUCAGCAUGGAGCCGUCCACGCUCGAGGCCCUCGACAAAGCGGGCGCCAUCACAACCCUCGUCUCCCUCCUGGCGGCAGGCGUUAUGGGGGCAGCGGGGAGCGGCGGCGGGGUUGACGAGGAUCUUGAGAACCAGGUCCUCCAGUGUAUGUUUUACCUGUGCAGGAUCAGCCGGAAGCGGCAGGAGAAGGCCGCCCGCGCGGGGCUCAUUCCUCACCUUCGAAGGUGCGUGCUGGAGCAGUCGCGGCUGAAGCAGUUCGCUCUCCAGAUGGUGUGCGACUUCGCCCACACGUCGGGAGUGGUCCGGAGCUUGAUGUGGGACGAGGGGGUGCUGGACUUCUACCUGUCGGUCAUGCGCAGCCCCAAGGACACCCAUUGGCACGUUACCAUCUUCCGCAGCCUUUGCGCCUGGCUGUCGAGCGAAGGGGAGACGGAGCGCGUGGCGGGCAGGCUGGUGGAGCCCCUAAACCUCGAUAAGGUUAUCUGCCUGUUCUGCACCGCGCAGCAGGUGGACUUCGAGGAGGUGGUCGACAAGCUGCACCUCAUGAUGGUCAAGAGCCAGACGCUCGUCAAGGCGCUCGGCUCGUCCGCGACGUUCAUCGUGGAGGUCAUGGAGCGUCUCCACUACCCCAAGGCCGUCGUCGGGAAGACCCUGCUGGGCAUGCUCCGCAUGAUCCAUCACCAGCACCCGGACCCGGCCGCCCUGGUGCGCGACUUCGACCUCUACCGCAUCGUGCUAACCCUGGCCAGGAACGAGUCUCAGGUUCUUGUGGCCGAGCUCGCCGGACAGCUCCUGCAAGACUUCGACCGCGGGGGGGGAGGAGGUGCCGCUGUUGAUACCGGUGGCUGCGGUGGUGGUGGUGGUGGUGGUGGCCAGAAAGGUAGCGUUGGGGAGGCGGUGGCAGCGGCGAUGUCGGAGCCGAAGCCGGUGUCGCCGUCCGCGCCGCCGCCCCCGCCCCCGCCGCAUGCCGUGCCGCGGCCACCGCCGCCGCCGCCGCCGCCGGAAUUUGCCUCCGCCGCCGCCGCUGCGUGCUCGGAGGAGGGGGGGAUCGAGGAGAAGAAGGGCGGCGGGUCGGGGGAGGGAGGAGGCAGGGCCAAGCCGAGGGAAGAGGCGGCGGAAAAAAAAAGGCCGCCGGGAGGGGGGGGGGGGAGGCCAGGCCCAAGCGAGGGAAAGGGGGGGGGGAGGGAGGGGGGAAAGGGGGAAAAAAAGGUUAUGGGGGGGGCGGGGGGGGGGGGGGGGGGCACAGGGUCUGCGUGCCGAUCGGUCUGGUGGCUGCCGUCGUGUCCUUUCGAGUCAGCCGGGAAGGCUGUUGUUGGUUGACCAAAUGCCCCCCUCUCUGACUGCGCGCCCCCUCUCUGACUGCGCGCUCGCGAGGAGUAGAGAGGCGAAAGACGUCGGCGUUACAUCCUCGCUGUUCAUUCUCCGGCAGGGGUCUGUUGGGGGUUUUUUGGUUGUGUUGGGUCUUUGGUUGUGACAGACUGCUGUUGUGAUUUGUGUCCGUCUCGCCUUGCUGUGACUGAUGAUGUGUUGUAUCCGAUUUUCCACGUUUUUUUUAUGCGGGGGGUCGUGUGGAGUUGCCGGAUGGUUGGGCCGCAAGACAUGGCCGCCGUAUCAUACUGCUGUGCGUUUGUU
This is a messenger RNA of Ectocarpus siliculosus, 4632 nucleotides long. NCBI's taxonomy places the organism in Eukaryota, Phaeophyceae, Ectocarpales, Ectocarpaceae. The record is from the annotation of a GenBank genome assembly.